AAAAAGAUACUCCCACACAAGACAAGCGUCGAUUGCCCCCCAUCCGUGGCUGCGCGUCCGCCGGUGGCCGGGGGUUCUAAUCCGAGCGAUUCCCAAUCCCAACCGCCGCUGGAAGACCCCGCAGCUCCACGACAGCGCGGGCAGACAUGGCGCCCGUGCUACCUGCGCCGCCGGCGGUGGCGGCUCCUCCCACCUUCUGCCGCGUCUCUAUCCCGGCCCGCAGCGCUUCCCCCUCCUCCUCCCCCGUCAGAAACCUUCGCAGGUUUGCGGCCAGGAGCGGCGGCGGCGGCGGCGGCCGUCCCGAGCCCAAAGCAGGUGAUGAUGAGAGCAAGGCCGUCCUUGACGCCUUCUUCCUCGGGAAGGCCUUGGCGGAGGCGCUGACGGAGCGGGCCGAGUCGGUGGUGGGCGAGGUGUUCAGCGUCGUCGGGCAGUGGCAGGCGGAGCAGCAGAAGCAGGUCCAGGAAUUUCAGGAGGAAGUAGUUCAGAGAGCCCAAAAGGCUAAGGAAAGAGCUGCUGAGGAGGUCGUUGAUGAUAAGGGACCAAAGACUCUAAAGGGACCUUCAACAACAAUCGUGACGCCUGCACCUACGCCUCCUCCUUCUCCUAAUAUUCCCACACAGGCAGAACAGUUAUAAGCGGCGAUGAAGAGUUAGUGCUGCAUGUAGACUCACUUUGUGCUCCAAGAAAGUGAUGAAAUUCUCCUAUGAUAUAUGUAUUGAUCAAGUUGUCCUUUCUUUGAUAGUGAAUAUCCAGAAUAUCAACUAGAAAAAUCUAUGGUACAAGUUCCGAGAUGAAUGGAAUAAAAAUCUGUUAGUUUACUACA
This is a messenger RNA of Aegilops tauschii subsp. strangulata, 823 nucleotides long. RefSeq lists its product as uncharacterized. Gene Ontology annotation, biological process: thylakoid membrane organization. Gene Ontology annotation, cellular component: chloroplast thylakoid membrane. Lineage: Eukaryota; Viridiplantae; Streptophyta; Magnoliopsida; Poales; Poaceae. The record is from RefSeq and is a predicted model, not a curated record.